AUGGCGCUGCCGGUCUCUGCAAUCGGAUUUGAAGGUUAUGAGAAAAGGCUCGAAAUAUCCUUUUCAGAGCCAGGCUUCUUUUCUGACCCUGAAGGAAAGGGCCUCAGGUCUUUGUCCAAAGCUCAAUUGGACGAGAUUCUCAAACCAGCUGAAUGCACUAUAGUAGAUUCGCUUUCAAACAACGAUGUCGAUUCUUAUGUCCUGUCGGAAUCCAGUCUCUUUGUAUACCCUUACAAAGUUAUCAUCAAAACUUGUGGGACUACCAAAUUGCUUCUUUCUAUCCCAGUGAUCCUUAAGCUCGCUGAUGCCCUUUCACUCACUGUAUGUUCUGUGAGGUACUCUCGUGGGAGCUUCAUAUGCCCCGGGGCUCAGCCAUUCCCACACCGUAGCUUCUCUGAGGAGGUAGCUGUCCUUGAUGGCCAUUUCAGUAAACUUGGUUUAAACAGUGUAGCAUAUGUGAUGGGUAGUUCGGACUCAACUCAGAAAUGGCAUGUUUACUCUGCUUCUGCUAAUAUGGAGACCCAUUCUCGCCCUGUUUACACUCUUGAAAUGUGCAUGACUGGUUUGGACAGGAAGAGAGCUUCUGUUUUCUACAAAACACAAUCUAGUUCAGCUGCUUUGAUGACUGAGAAUUCUGGUAUAAGGAAGAUCCUCCCACAAUCCGAGAUCUGUGAUUUUGAUUUUGACCCUUGUGGUUACUCUAUGAAUGCCAUUGAAGGGAGUGCAAUUUCUACGAUCCAUGUCACUCCAGAAGAUGGUUUCAGCUAUGCAAGUUUUGAGGCUGUUGGUUAUGAUUUUCAAGAUUUGAAUUUGAGUAAGCUGCUUGAAAGGGUGUUGGUUUCCUUUGAACCGACCGAGUUCUCCAUUGCAUUGCAUUCUAAUAUUGAGCGUGACGAACUUGGAGCGAAGUUUCCCGUGGAUUUGGAAGGUUACUCUUGUGGAGGAGGGAGCUAUGAAAUGCUUGGGAAGGGUGGAUCGAUCUUGUACCACAGCUUUGCAAGGACUGGAGGCUGCGCAUCUCCCAGGUCAAUCCUGAAAUAUUGUUGGAGUGAGGAUGAGAAGGACGAGGAAGUUGAGGAGAAAUAG
Messenger RNA from Dovyalis caffra, 1086 nucleotides. The record is from the annotation of a GenBank genome assembly. Lineage: Eukaryota; Viridiplantae; Streptophyta; Magnoliopsida; Malpighiales; Salicaceae.